Mesorhabditis spiculigera is the source of this 528-nucleotide messenger RNA. NCBI's taxonomy places the organism in Eukaryota, Metazoa, Nematoda, Chromadorea, Rhabditida, Rhabditidae. The record is from the annotation of a GenBank genome assembly.
AUGAGUCACCUCCGCACCUUUAUCGCAAUCGCUGUAGCGUAUGUGUUGGCGAUCCACGUCGAAUUCGUUCUCGCGCAAACAUGCCCGACCUCCGGAUUUCCCGGGCUUGUCUUGUGCGACACCGCGUCCAAAAAAUGUCUCCAGGAUCCAUCACUGGGCUGUGAGACUGUGGAGGAUGGAUCACUUUAUUGCUGUCCGAUGCCGGAAACCACCGCCAAGCCUACGACGGCCAAACCUACCACCAAGGCGGCAACAACCUUGGGCCUCUGCCAAGAUCAGGCCACCUACUGCACCAGCCAAUCCGCGCUUUGCACCAGCAACCUUGCCGAGUACAGGUCCCUGAUGGCCACGCAGUGCCCGGUGACGUGCAAGCAAUGUGGAAACCGUCCGAUAGGAGCUAACGCAGCGACUACCGUGUCCGGAUGCGCCGAUGUGCUGGCCACCUGUGCCACAAAUAAGGGACUCUGCAAAAACGCAAACUACAGCCUGAUCAUGCCCAUCAAGUGCAAGAAGACGUGCGGACUUUGC